Molecule: messenger RNA, 1062 nt
Organism: Hymenoscyphus albidus
Lineage: Eukaryota; Fungi; Ascomycota; Leotiomycetes; Helotiales; Helotiaceae
Source: the annotation of a GenBank genome assembly
AUGGGAAAACCAAACUCGGAGCGAACACUAAACGACACGGAAGAAUUCAUGAGGGUUAGUCAACGCUAUGAACCGUUUCCAUAGCCCUGAGUUAACAAUACAAUAACAGAGUCUAUAUCUUGCCAUAAUAUUUUAUAAUGUCUCCCUGAGCCUCACCAAAUUCGCAAUCAUCCUCCAAUACAUGCGAGUAUUUACAACCGGGCGAGUCAAAUUCUGGUGCAAAGUUUCCAUUUGGGUGGUCAUUGUCUUUGGAGUCGAGUGCCUACUACAUUCCAUUUUUACAUGCUGGCCGGUGUAUAAAUUCUACAAAGUUACAAUGACGACUGGCCGUUGUAUCGAUAACAGAAUACUGUGGUAUCUCAAUAUGGUACUUUCAGCUAUUACAGACAUUAUGUUGCUAGUGCUGCCAAUACCAGUUCUGUUGAAGUUGGCUUUGCCGAGGAAACAGAAGAUGCUGUUGAUGGGAAUCUUUUCGCUUGGGGGAUUGUAUGUGGUGUCAUAAACGAAAUCGUAAGAGAACUUAGCUGAUGUUCAACAGUGCGCUUUUAGUGAGUUUUAUACGGUUGCAUAGUUUGAUAGAGGCGGCGACCUCAGAUGAUAUUAUCCGUAAGUUUUCUCUCUGAACAAGUAAUCCCGCAUACACAUACAAAAGCUAAAAUUCAUGCAGUCGUAAACACCUCUAGCGGCAUGUGGUCAGCCAUAGAGGUAAACGUGGGAAUCAUAUGUGCCUGUCUGCAAACCCUCCGUCCUCUCAUGGCUAGAGUCUUCCCCAAUCUCUUUGCAUCCACAACUCUGGAUCAACGCGGUUACGGAAACUCAAACAAAGUACCUUCGAGGGGGUGCAUUCAAAGUGGCUCAAAUGCCAGAGAUUUUGAGCUGGAUCGCAGGAGCAGAAUGGAUAUGCCACUACCAAACAAAGUCGUUACUACCGCUAAUACUUCUACGGAGAUUUUGCGAGGGGGGGAUGAUGCAGAAGGAGAGAACAGAAUUAUGGUCACCAAAUCUAUUGAUGUUAAGGUGGAGCAUUCCAAAGUUCCUGAAAGCCCUUAUAGGAUGAUUUGA